This is a messenger RNA of Esox lucius (northern pike), 3073 nucleotides long. It is a transcript of the gene tbc1d15, whose product is annotated as TBC1 domain family, member 15. The record is from RefSeq and is a predicted model, not a curated record. The transcript is spliced from 17 exons. Gene Ontology annotation, molecular function: GTPase activator activity. Gene Ontology annotation, biological process: activation of GTPase activity. The coding region runs from base 103 to 2136 and encodes 677 amino acids. Lineage: Eukaryota; Metazoa; Chordata; Actinopteri; Esociformes; Esocidae.
GCGCUAAAACGGAAAUGCGGAAGAUGACUUGUCACUGUUGUUGUGGAAGCUAUCGGGCACGUGAGCUAGUGCUACGUCGUCGUAAAAGUGCUAAAAGGCGAUAUGGCGGCUGAUACUCCUCCUAAGGUGUUAUUUGAACAUGAAGGUGUCUUCAUACACUCCAACUCUGAAGACAGUGAAGAACAAGAUCUACUUGUGUCAGGGUUCCUACGGAUCAUUGAUAAGGAUGGUGAAACAAUUGUGGAAUACAAACCCCUGGAGGACACUGUUGAUCCGUCCAACAUGCUCUGCGCUGGCAAGGACUCCAGCUCUGUGAUGGAAUGGACCCGGGGUCCCGGGGAGGAGAGGUCAGAACUUCAGCAGGCCGUGGUGGAGCAGCAGCAGCAGAGCUAUGAGACCGAGUGGGACAUGAUCAACGCAGUCUCCUACCCCAAGAGGAAACCCUGUGCCAACGGAGAGGGUACUUUAAACCACAAUCAGGAGAAAAGCAAGUGGGCCUUUAGCUUCAGUGUUUGGGACCUGAGGUCUGUCAGCGUGAAGAAAGAGGGCUGGACCCGCCUUGUAUUCAAGCUGAAGGAGCCCCCCACUUCCCUGCCAAUGCUCCACUUCCACCAGGGAGGUAGUGAAGGCUUCCUGGACUGCCUGAGGAGACACGCCUCGCUCACAGAGUCCCUGGAUGACAACACCUGCCUGCUGGUUAGCACUCCCAACAGAGCGCUCUCUCAGUCCUUCGAGAAUCUUCUCGAUGACAACAACUAUGGCCUUGUCACCAAGCUCAAGAAGGAUCCUUACGUGACGACGCUGGGCGGCUUCUCUAAGGUCACCAACUACAUCUUCGAUGCGUUCCGCGGUCCUGAGCUGGAGCGGCAGAGGCGCCCCGCGGAGGAGGUGGCAGACCUGGACAUCCUGGAACUGGGAGAAGUAAUCCCUGGCCUGGAGAUCAACCAGCAGGAGGAGCCUGGGUUCGAGGUCAUCACCCGGGUUGACCUGGGAGCCAGGCCAGAGGUAACGAGGCGGGAGCCACUGUCUGCAGACGACUGGGCCGAGCACCAAGAUGCAGAGGGAAGGAUGAGAAAUGUCUCUCACCUUAAGAAAAUGAUUUUCAAAGGGGGCUUGUGCCACGCGGUCAGGAAAGAAGCCUGGAAGUUUCUACUAGGAUAUUACCCCUGGGACAGCACCUACGAGGAGAGAAAGAGCCUACAGAGGAGGAAGACGGAUGAGUACUUCAGGAUGAAGCUCCAGUGGAAGUCUGUGAGUGACGACCAGGAGAGGAGGAACUCUAGGUUGAGAGACUUCAGAAGCCUGAUAGAGAAGGACGUGAACAGAACAGACCGAACCAACCGGUUCUAUGAAGGCAUUGACAACCCAGGCCUGGUAUUACUCCAUGACAUCCUGAUGACCUACUGCAUGUAUGAUUUUGAUCUGGGAUAUGUCCAGGGAAUGAGCGACCUUCUCUCCCCUGUCCUCUAUGUGAUGGAGAACGAGGUGGAGGCCUUCUGGUGUUUUGUCUCCUACAUGGAUCAGAUGCACCAGAAUUUUGAGGAGCAGAUGCAGGGCAUGAAGACUCAGCUGAUCCAGCUCAGUACUUUGUUAAGGCUGCUGGACCUGUCCUUCUGGAACUAUCUUGAGUCGCAGGAUUCAGGUUAUCUGUACUUCUGUUUCCGUUGGUUACUGAUCCGCUUCAAGAGGGAACUUCGCUAUCCAGACGUCCUUCGUCUGUGGGAGGUAAUGUGGACUGGAUUGCCCUGCCAAAACUUUCAUCUGCUGGUGUGUUGUUCCAUCCUAGACUCGGAGAAAAGGAAAAUCAUAGAGGAAAACUAUGGAUUCAAUGAGAUCCUCAAGCACAUUAAUGACCUGUCAAUGAAACUGGACAUUGAAGAAAUCCUUCACAAAUCAGAGGCCAUUUGUAUGCAGAUCAGAAGUUGUAAGGACCUGCCACAUUCAAUAAGCGAGAUCCUUGGAUUCGAUACAGAAAGUGAACUUUCCAAAUUAGAAGAGAGGGAGUUUGGAAUUCCUCUUGAUUCUCCUCAGUCUCCCAGACCCGCACAUAAACAGGAAGUCUUCUCCAAUGGUCACAAUGGACAUUACAGAGAACCCCCAACUCACAAUGGCUGCAAAGUCGCCUUCAUAUCAUAAUGAACAAUAUAAUUCACACAGACACUUUGCAAUGUCCACAUACCAGAAAGAGUAUUUUGGAUAAGUUGGCAACUGAAGCAAUCUCAUUAAGUCCCUAACAGGAGAGAAAUGAGAAGAGAAAAUAAUGUAAAAAGCAUUUAAAAUUAUUCAAAUUGUAUUAUUUUUGUAAUUUCUUGUAUCAUAUUGUCUUUCAUUGAAGUAAGUCAUUCCUUCUCGCCCUGCUAAGGAUUUUUUUGUAAAGACGAGCAAGGUAAGUUUGCAUUGUAAAGUAAUGUGCUGUUUUUAUUUCUAUAUAACCAGUUUGAGUCACGCAAAAGAAUUCAAAUCAAAUCCUGUUAUUGACAUUUUGAUCUAUCCGGAGUUCAAUUAAACAACAAAGGAGAUGCAAAAUGCAUCAUGGGGGUUUUUGUUCUGUACCGUCUUGAAAACCUGACGUUUUGUGGAUUGUAUUUUUGGGCUAAUGAACAGCGCUAAAAGAUAGUUUUGGAACAAACUAUUCCCUUAAUGCUAUGCCACAAUAAAAACAUUUUAAGAUUGAAAAUGUGAAGAAAACUAACUUAAGAAAAAUCUAUCUGAAUCAAAAUAAAAAGAUAGCAUUGUGUUGUUUUGUGAGAUUUUUUUAAUUAUUUUCCACAUUCUUUAUAUUUCUAUAUCAGUUGAAGUGUGGGUCCAGCACCACCACCACUCAUUCUGUGUUGUGAAAGUAUUCCUUUGACUGUACUUCUUACCAAAACAUUAAAUUGCAGACUGUAUUUGAUCCAGGAAAAAAGUUAGAACUGCAGCAAAGUCAAUUCAGGCAAUAAAACCAAACCUUUAGGAUUCAUUAUGACUCAUCCUGUGAAAUAUAUGCCAUGUCCUGUAACAUCCCUUUCCGCCUAUUUCAUCUCAUUGGUUGCAAAAGCACUUCGAUCAAGAAUAAACCUCUUUUCGCAAUUGC